UUACACCAUUUGUACGUUUAUUUGAAAAUCAAACGGGCGCUAAAGGUAAGGAGGUGUAAUCAGUGAGUGCAAGUGAGACGAAUGUGGAAGGAACGAAGAGGAAACUGUUGGCAGGCUGUUGUGAUCUUGCCGUGAGACUGUAAGCGUGAAAAGCCAGUGUAAAAAUCCCUUAAAAUUAUCAAAAUGCUUUCGUAACUUCAUAUUAAUAUUUAAAAUCGAGAAACCGAGCUCUUCUCGUAGCUUUCGAUAUAUAAUUUAUCGGUUUCGGUGAGAGUGGAGCCGUUAAAAAGAGUAAAGAAUAUUUGGAUAUUGGUGUAAUAGAAAAAGACAAGCCAACGAAACACGUUUAUUCUUAGUUAAAAAUAUGGCUACAAUCAGAAUUUAUGAUGAUCAAGAAAAUCGAAUCACAGAAACUAGACGUGGAAAAGAAAAUGCUCUUCGAGAUCACCACCAAGGACACGGAGUUCAACAGAAACGAGCCGUACUCGGCGUCCUACACAACAAUUGCCAUAGGAACAAACCUGAGAACAGUAAUAAAGAUGAAAAAUUUGCUAAAGUUAAAGCAUUUUUACCACCACAAUUGGAGCCAUUCAAAGUAUAUGAAGAAAAAAGAGAUACAGCUCCAUUUCAAAUUUAUGAAGAAAAAGAAGAACAAUCGAUAAAUCAUAGAGAAACUCGAGAUGGUAAUGAAAUUCACACUAAACAUGUGAUAGAAAUUAAUAUUAAAUCGGAACAAGAAAGACCCGUUUUAGAAGUAAAUCCAGUGAAAAUCGUACCUAAAUACAGACCAGUACUUCAAGAAAUUACGACUUCUACUAAACAAGAGGAUGCAGAUUAUAAUCAUGGUAGCCCCAUGUCUUUGGAAAAAUCACUAGUAUCUGUCGAAUCUGCUACAAAAGAAAGGAAAAAAUGUGAUAUUCCAAAAGCUAUAAAAAAUAGUUUCUAUGAUGUUGAUGAAUACAGAGAAGAUAUUUAUAACUAUUUGAGAGUUGCUGAGACUAAUCACAGACCAAAACCAGGGUAUAUGAAAAAACAACCAGACAUAACAUACGAGAUGAGAGCAAUUCUUGUAGAUUGGCUAGUGGAAGUUGCUGAAGAAUAUCGUCUUCAAAGUGAAACUUUAUAUCUAGCAGUCUCUUAUGUUGAUAGAUUUUUAUCUUAUAUGAGUGUAGUUCGAGCAAAACUUCAACUGGUUGGUACUGCGGCUAUGUUUAUUGCAGCUAAAUAUGAAGAAAUUUAUGCACCUGAUGUUGGGGAAUUUGUUUACAUCACAGACGAUACUUAUUCUAAGAAACAAGUACUUAGAAUGGAACACCUAAUUCUUCGGGUUUUAUCUUUUGACCUCACCGUUCCCACACCUCUUACCUUUCUCAAGGAUUUGUGUAUAAGUAAUAACUUAUCGGAAAAAGUUUUAUUCCUUGCCAUGUACUUGUGUGAAUUAUCCCUACUCGAAGCUGAUGAUUAUCUACAAUUUUUGCCAAGUCAUUUAGCUGCUGCAGCCGUUGCUGUUGCACGACACACACUUCAAGAAGAAGCUUGGCCGCACGAGUUAGAAUUAUCUACGGGGUAUAGUUUUCAAGAUUUAAAAGAAUGCAUAAGGUGUUUGUGUGAAACUUUUGCAAAUGCUCCUACUCUUCCGCAACAGGCAAUACAAGAAAAAUAUAAGAGCCGUAAAUAUGGACAUGUAGCUCUAUUGCUACCUCGAAGUACUAAUAUUCUAUCAUAUGAUGAUGAUUCAGAGAGUGCCUGAUUGUAAGAACAAAAAAAAUUUUAAAGAGGAUAAAGUUCAGUCAAAAUGUCAUCUUUAUUUAUUAACGAACCUCUUCUAUCGUGAGGGAAUUGUUUUACAAAAACCUCAGGCUAAGACUGAUGCGUUACAGUUCAAAAAAAAUUUGUUUAAAUAUUUUAAUUUGAUAAAUGCACGAAUUUUUCAUCGGAAUUUCAUUUACAACGACUAUGCACGAAAUUGUGGAUAUUAUUAAUAUUAUUCUAAGAAUAGAUAAACACAAAAUAUGCUAGCGAGCGAAAGAUAAUCGCUAAAAAAUGAGCCGGAAAUUUGUUAGUCUUUUUUAUAUUAUCUAUAAAGAUUACUUUUUUAUGAAAUGAAAAAGAUUGUACACGGUUUUUACGGCAAGUUAUAGGAUUUUCUGAUUUUUUUAUCGUACCAAUGGAUACCAGAGUUUAAGUCAGGUGAAGAGAUGGAAUAUAAAAUUUGAUAUGUCUGGAUAUAUAUAUUUUAAAUAAGAUUUUUGUAUUUAUUAGAUGUAAGCAUUCAUACAGACGUCGUAGACAUGUGCAUGGCAGUACGAUAGUGAGAAUUAGUUUUUUAAUCUGAAAUUUUUUUUUUUAUCAAAAACAAAGCAACUUAUUACUACUUCAAUUUUUUUUCCUUGACAAAAAAAAAAUAAAUUUACAGGAAUUAAAAAAAAAAAAACUUCCAAAUCUGAACCAUACUACACACAAGUUUAGGAAAAAAGUAAAAGAUUUCAGUCAAUGAUAUAGAAUGGGUAAUAAACGUUUCGUAAAUUGAAAAAAACAACUCAAUUUAGAUGAAAAAAAUUAAAAAUUUUUUUAGAUUGUUUCCUCAUUUUUUAAUGAGUAAUAUUAAUUUAAACUACAUUAGUGAUAUUCUUCGCUUUCGCAUGUAAUUUCCAUCGAAAAUUGUUUUAAUGAUGGUGUAUAGUAUCAAUGGCAAGAAUAUUGAAUGAAUAUAGUGAUUGUUAAAAAUUAAUGAUCACUAAAUGUCAAUCAAAUAUGAAUGAAUGAAUAUUUGUUGUUUACCUAUGUAUUUGUAUCUCUUUUCAGACAAUAAUAAGCUCAAAAAAUA
Messenger RNA from Chelonus insularis, 2827 nucleotides. RefSeq names its product cyclin A (gene CycA). Gene Ontology annotation, cellular component: nucleus; cyclin A2-CDK2 complex; cytoplasm. Gene Ontology annotation, molecular function: cyclin-dependent protein serine/threonine kinase regulator activity. The record is from RefSeq and is a predicted model, not a curated record. NCBI's taxonomy places the organism in Eukaryota, Metazoa, Arthropoda, Insecta, Hymenoptera, Braconidae. Gene Ontology annotation, biological process: mitotic cell cycle phase transition; regulation of cyclin-dependent protein serine/threonine kinase activity. The transcript is spliced from 4 exons. Bases 365 to 1750 code for a protein of 461 amino acids.